Molecule: messenger RNA, 1202 nt
Organism: Daktulosphaira vitifoliae (grape phylloxera)
Lineage: Eukaryota; Metazoa; Arthropoda; Insecta; Hemiptera; Phylloxeridae
Product: centrosomal protein of 78 kDa
Exons: 2
Coding region: 84-1202 (372 amino acids)
Cellular component (GO): centrosome
Molecular function (GO): protein binding
Source: RefSeq, a predicted model, not a curated record
UUUAACUUAAGAAACAUUUUCCUUUUUAUGUAUUCAUAUCAAAAAUCAUCAAAAUCAUUUUGUCCUUGUCAAAAUAUCAAAUAAUGCCACUUCACAAGUCUUUUAGAACUAGUGCAUCAAGUACAAGAUCUCGUGGAAUUAAAAUAAACAAUUCCAACGAUUCAUUUAUAGAUCGCCAGGAAUCGGAUAACACAGUUAUUAAAAACAAUUUUGCCUCUUCGUAUAUGGCAACUUGUAAAAAGAAUAAUACUCGACCAUUACAGUAUAUAAAAAUAAAUGAAAAAAAAUCUUUGGUUGAAAUUUCUGGUGAUCGCAUGAAAUCCGAUGAUUGGAAAGAUGUUAUGGAAGCACUUAGUACUGAUACAACUACUCAUCACGUUCUCAUAAAAAACAGACGUCAUUCACACAACAGUGUUACAAGUUAUAGAACUUUUAGUGUAUCAUUGCUACCCAAGAGUAUUUCAACUUGUUCAAAUGUUCUAGAUGUAACAAAUAUCAUUGCAAAUUCUCUUCAUCAAAUGUUGGUUAAAUCGCUCGCAAUCACAUGUUUAGAAUUACAAAAUAUUCUAUUUACUACUGAUGCUCUUGAAGUUCUUAUAAUUGGAAUAAAAAAUAAUGAAAAUCUUCAACAUUUAUCUUUAGCUUAUUGUCGUAUUAGUGAUAAUGAGUGUAUAUCACUUUGUAGAAUAUUGAAAGAUAAACCAAAUUUACGGUCAUUAGAUCUUACUGGAUGUUCUUUAAGCCCUUUAGCAGCCGAAUUAGGCCUACAAGUAUUGAUUAAAAAACAACAGAUGAAAAGACACGAAGAAUGUUGGAUACAUUCAUUACGAUCAAGAUAUGCUAAUCCAGAUGUAAUGCAUGGGAUACGCAGGUUAACGUUAAAUAAUAACUCAACACUGGGCGACUAUGGAGCAACAUUCCUACUAGAAAUAUUAAAAGAUGAUUUUUAUGUAAAAGCUUUAGACAUACAAAAUUGUGGUUUAUCUGAUCAUGGAGCUCAAAUGGCGUUAUCCACUUUAAUGGUCAACAACACUUUAGUUAUCCUAGAUUUGAGAAAAAAUAUAAACAUAUCAACUUCAAUGUUAGAAAAAAUAAUGUCAAGAUUAUAUGAGAACAAUAUCAAUAAGGAAGACAUGAAAAAAUGGAAAUGGACUAAAUUGGGAUCAGAAAGUGCAUCAAAAUAUUCAAGUUCAUUUGUUUAA